GUGGAGUUAUGGGAAGCACUUUUAGGAAUGGGUCCGAAACAUAUUUAGUUUGUCACGACAGUUACGAAGAAGAGUUGCAAACACCUGACGAUUGCUUGGACAAUCCGCUCCAUAUCUCUUUUAAGUGUCGAAACAUAAUCUACCUCGAAUCUUGAUUUUUGUCGAGUUUGUGAUAUUUCCCUGAAGCCUCUCCAGUGGUAAAUGUCUUAUUGUUCGUUUUUAUAGCAAUACUAAUAAAUAACGUAACUAGCUGAUAAGGAAACAUUGCACUAUAUUUUUGAUUGUUUCUGUUUAUACUAUUUUGCACUGAAAUAUUGGUGAAGAUGCACACCACGCAGAAGGACACGACCUACACGAAGGUUUUUGUAGGGGGUCUUCCAUACCACACCACGGAUUCCAGUCUCAGGAAAUAUUUUGAAGUGUUUGGAGAAAUUGAAGAAGCAGUCGUGAUUACCGACCGACAGACCGGCAAGUCCAGGGGGUAUGGAUUCGUGACGAUGUCGGACCGCUCGGCUGCAGACAGGGCCUGCAAAGAUCCAAACCCCAUCAUCGACGGCAGGAAAGCCAACGUCAACCUGGCGUACCUGGGGGCCAAGCCACGGGUGAUGCAGCCAGGUUUCACUUUUGGUGUUCCACAAAUCCAUCCUGCCUUUAUCCAAAGGCCUUAUGGGGCCGACUCUCAGGAGAGCUGCUGUUUCUCAUUCAGAGAUGACAAAGAAGAGAACAGUGAGAGGAUCCCUGCUCACUAUGUGUACCCUCAGGCCUUCAUGCAGCCAAGCACCAUGGUCAUUCCCCAUGCCAUGCAGCCCAGUGCAGCCUCUGCCUCCACCGGUUCCUCACCAUACAUCGACUACACUGGAGCCGCCUACGCACAGUAUUCCGCCGCCGUGGCGGCUAGCGCUGCUGCCGCCUACGAGCAGUAUCCCUACGCUGCCUCCCCUGUAGCGGCCGGAUACAUAACUGCGGCCGGUUACGGCUACGUUCAGCAGCCCCUGCCUACGGCCGCACCGGGAUCAGCCGUCGCUGCAGCCGCAGCUUUCGGUCAGUACCAGCCUCAGCAACUGCAAGCUGAUCGCAUGCAAUAGCAGCCACUGCAGCCAUUGGACACGAGGAGGAUGGGAGGCCCACGGCUGAUUGGCUGUGCAGAGGAAAGGAGGUGGAGGAAGAGAGAGGGGCCGUGUUGUUGAGUGACGGAGUCGUUAAGAUGGUGGUGGUGAGGUGGGAGCUCCAUACAGUAGCUUUCCAACUUGCUGUACUUAAACCCCCCCGCCACACAAAAAAAUGAGUAAACGUUACCAAUUCACAGAACAAAGUAAGGUGGAUAUAUCCUUAUGAUUAUUAUUGUUGUUAUUAAUAUAAUUAUUACUAUUAUAAUUGUAGUAGAGUAUUUAUUUAUAGAAGAUAAAUGCAACGACUAAGCUUGGUGUAAAACAUGACCGUAGGUUCCAUUGCUGUCAUUAACAUAGAAGAGAGGGAGCGUUCUCUUUACGGGACACUUAGACGUGUCCCAAAGUGUUUUGUGUUCUGAAGCCCUUAUAACAUAUAUUUAUUAUCACAUUUCGAGGACUCUUGUCGUUCUGUCUUUUCAUGUGCAUUGAAGUAAAUGUUGUGAUAAUCAGGGAAAUGGACCAGUUUCCAGUGUGUUAGUAAAGACAACCUCUGUGUGUCAGGGAGGAGCUGAAAUAACUGUGGAGAAAAGGUGAAAGUCUUGUCACGCGUUAAGAACAUCUUCCUGAUGCUGAUUGUCCCUUUUUUGACUCUGUAUCUUGAUCUCUUGACCUAUGCAAAGCAAACAGUUCACCAGGAGACAAAAAAGCUGCAGGAAUAACCAAAAAUGCCAUCUACUCAUCAACUCUUCAAAGGGCAUCACAAACAAUAUGACGGCAACUCCGAAAGAAAGGUUUUCAGACAAUGAGAAGCACCAAAUCAGUUACUCUCAAACACAUUCAUUACGCACACACACACAGUUGUGUACAUAGUGGUAAAGGACAAAGGGCUCAGUCGUGUUCCCCUCUGGCUCUGUGCAAUGGGAUCUAGUCAGAGUGAAAGAGGGGGGGAGCAGCUGCGGGUGGGGAGGGGGUGGGACAGUUAGCCCAGCGCCACACAGAUGGAUCACUCUGGAAAGAACGCAUCACUUGUGCUUAUUUGUUGAGUUGUCACAUUUUAAUCCCUGGGCCCAUUUGGGAACUGGCCCCUCUGGCCUGCCUGCCUGUCUGUCUGCCUGGCCCUGUCAGCAUUUCCACCUCUGUCCUCUGUCCUAGAGCUGGCUGGCUGGGCUGGUGUCAGGUACAUACACUGCCCUCCUAUCCUAACCCUAACCAACCCCCCUAGGCCUUGUCCUGUACCCACUCCUCACAGCCUCACCAACUCCUCCUCUACCCAGACUACACACCCCAACUCCAGGGCUCCUUUCUGUGGGUCUGGAAAGUGGUGGCAGUGGGGAAUGUAGAAAGGGGGUGGCGGGACUGCAGGCACUUGACAUGAAUCUGGGGGUUCUUGUGUGCCUCACAUUUGUGUUGCUAUUUAAGAGAGUAAGAAAAGAGAUCUAUUUAAGAUAUUUAUUUUCAGAGUUGACUGUUCUAUGCGCUUAGUGGCGGUACUGAAUUACUAUUGUUAUGUAUUCAUCUCAAGGCAUAUAAGUUAUUGAGUAGAUUUAGUUGUAUUAUUAUUAACAUACUCUACCAAAAAUGUUGAUUUAUUUAAGAUACAAUUCUGUAUGUGCACUGUACAAUUAUACUUUUUGCCUUUUUGAAAUCUUAGAACAUGACAUUAAAUAUUGGCUAGAUUAAUGCCUUUUGUAUGAAACUUUAUUUAAAUGCAGGCAUACUUGCGUGCAGACUGUUAUUCUGCCUCUGUUUAGAACCGUUGGAAAAGACAAAAUCCUGGCAAAUUAGCAAAAUGCUUGCUUUAUACAUUAGAAUGUAGUCAUUGUCAUGGUUUGGAUAGCUGUGCUUCUAUUGCUUUUAAUAUACAUCAGAUGGGCUAUUUUACACUUGGGAAUUUUUAUACUUGAACUAUUUCUUACAAGGGAAAAUAUGAAAAAUAAAUGACAAAAAAAUACUUUUUAAGGAAGCUUUUCAUUGUCACUGGAUUAAGGCAUGUACAGUGUUAAAACCUUAUUUCAGAAUUUCAACACUAUUUACUCUAAAUUGAAAUAAAAGGUUCUAUAUUUAAA
Oncorhynchus tshawytscha (Chinook salmon) is the source of this 3175-nucleotide messenger RNA. RefSeq names its product RNA-binding protein 24. The record is from RefSeq and is a predicted model, not a curated record. Gene Ontology annotation, molecular function: mRNA 3'-UTR binding. The coding region runs from base 324 to 1085 and encodes 253 amino acids. The transcript has 5 exons. Gene Ontology annotation, cellular component: cytosol. NCBI's taxonomy places the organism in Eukaryota, Metazoa, Chordata, Actinopteri, Salmoniformes, Salmonidae.